This is a messenger RNA of Schistosoma mattheei, 2130 nucleotides long. The record is from the annotation of a GenBank genome assembly. Lineage: Eukaryota; Metazoa; Platyhelminthes; Trematoda; Strigeidida; Schistosomatidae.
UUUGAAUUCACGUUAUUCAAAUUAUAGGAGUACAUCUAGGUCAUCAAGUGUUAUUUUUUGUGAUCUUAUAAACACUACUUGAUAUAUGAAAGUACACCCUAUGCUCGGUUUUCGUCUGAUUGCAUUCCUGAUAUUUUCUGCUUUGGUUUAUUGCGAAAAUUUUGAUGAAGAACUUCUCAUCAAAGAUCUUGGUCAUGGAUAUACAGCAUUCCAUUUCAAUUUCGCCGCUACAACUUCAGAGUCUGUUUUUCAUUCAAAGCACUAUAACAUUCUUCCAAAACCCAUCAUUCAAAUCCUAAAAAAAUAUGAUGUGGAUGAAUUUCACCUUUCUAUAUCAAGAGGGAUAUGGGAUGAACGUUGGGGUAGUAACUUUAUUUCAGUUUCCCCUUCUGGAGCUGAACUAUGGGCAUGGUUUGGAAGUCAAACUACCAGUGUUGAUCAAUCAUGGUUUAAAUUAACACAUGCUCUUUCGGGAUUAUUCUGUGCUUCUUUAAACCGACUAUCUACAAAUGAACAUUUUGCCUCUCCGAUCCACUCUUACAAGCCAUCUGGAGUACCGAAAUUCAGUAGAGUUUCUAGGGAAGUCAGAUAUUCUCAGCUACCUGGUGAGGCUUUGUGCAGUGAGAAUUUGACUCCAUGGACUAAGUACUUACCAUGUAAAUCAUUUUCCGGUUUGGGAAGCUUGUUGCGUUCAACUUCACUGUUUAAGUCAAAUUACAACACCAUGACUAUUGGAGUUAGACGAGUGUGUUUGGAUCUAGAAUGUCACGAAAUCGGGCUAGAGCUGAUGGAAACUCUGACGGUUGUCUUUGACAGAAGUUUGUUGUUUGCGAAAAGAACGUUGAUAUACAACCUCCUAUGUUUUCAUUUCGUGUCUGGCUAUCCACUAUCCAUAUUACCUUACGAUUUGCAGAUUUUUUCAAACGAAACGACCGAAAUGUUUUGUUCAUUCCGAGAGUGUUCUCUAUCUAACAAAGCAUCUCACAGUCAAACUCCUUGGUCUAUCAGAAGUAUCCUUGGUUCGGAAUUCAAAGGAUUUUGCGAUGCAGCAAACACUAGUCGCGUGUUCAUCCUUACUUCAUAUGAAGAUAUGAAUAUCCCUUUAGAUAAUAAACUGAAAGUCGACUGUUUGGAUAAUCGUGUUCUAGCUGCGUAUUCGACAAAAGAUCUGUCUACACAAUUCAUAUCUUUUCCUUUCAAAACUAGUGGGAAAGAGUCCUCUCCAGAACAUUCACCUCUUGUUUCAGCUACCAAACAUAUAACUGGUUCUGGAAGUGUAAGGGGUGGAGUCAAAGCUUUCCUGACUAGUAGAGCUGAUUUCAACUUAAAGAUAGUUUAUUUUGAUCUAAUUCCGUGGUACACACAAGUUUUUUUCAGUUCCUUAAAAAUCUACGGUUUGGAUCCCAAAACACAAAACAAAACAGUGAUUACCCCAAACUGGUUGGCAGUUAAACCAAGCUUGGCUAGGAAACGUAUAGGCAGUAUUGAAUUAGUAAUCACCUUGCCUGCUCUUAAUCAGCUAAUCAUUACUUAUGAGUUUCGGAAAGUUUUACAACGCUGGAAUGAAUUUCCUCCUGACGCCAAUCAUGGCUUUUUCCUUCCUGCAGCAACUGUUUCUUAUGUUUUAAACAGCGAACAAAUAGAUUAUUUAAACAAAACAAAACAUACAGCGUCCCACAAUCUGAAUCUCCCGAAUUGGGCCAGUAGUUACAAUCAGUUUUUCAAUACAACUCAUUCUGCACCUCAUGAUGGUUUUGUUCGUCUACACACUCCUGUAUCUCUGGUCACAAUGCCAACACCAGAUUUCAGUAUGCCAUUUAAUGUUUUGUGUUUGGUCUGUUCAGUCGUUGCUGUUGUGUUUGGGUCCGUUCACAAGGCUACGACUACUGUUUUCAACGUUACUCUUCAACAGAAUGCCAGCGACUCAAUAAUAACACAUCUAAUAAACCGCAUCUUAACGAAGAAGAAUACUUCAAAGACAAUGAGUGAACAGAAUAUAUCAACGAGUGCUCCAAGCAAUCACGAUAAAAAUGACUGAUUUCGUUAAGAAUAAUCAUAUGCUUAAGGAUCAGAACCGUGAUACACAUAUUUUGUAUUUGACGUCGUUUUUGUAAUAAAAUCAUAGAAACU